CAGCAGAAGACGAUGAAUGCAACGGCCGUAGUUCCUUCGCUGCUGGCUCUGUUCUUGGCUAAUGGGACCUCGGUGCUGGACUGUCUCUGCAGUCACAUCAACAACUCGAAUGAUCAAGGCAGAAGCUGGAGAAUGAGGGGUAGUGACGGUGAAUAUCAACUGUGGUGGGGAUACUGCAAACAUUUGUAUGACGACACGCUGAGCGGAACUCGCGGGACGCUGGAGCCGCCGUCCGCCGCGGUUCCGGCCGUGGCCCGCCUGGCAGCCAGCAUCUCCAGCUACGGACCGCCGCCGCCCCCUGCAGCAGAAGGGGAGGGCGAGGUCUGCGACGGCGCCCUGGCGGCUCUCCGCCGCCUCUCCUGGGACGAGGCCAACCAGCUCGGCGAGGGGCUCAGCUGCCGAAUCGCUGCCGACUGUAUCGCCUCCUGCCCUGUACCAAGGUUGUACGACGUGGAGUGGAACGUGACAGCGCUGCAGGCGGAUCACCUGAGGCACCGUGUCCUCUCCCAGUCACUGCACGCUGUCGGACGAAUCACAAGAGCCAUACUCGCCAGGGGACGAUGUGAGAUCUACAAUCGGCUUAAUUUUAAGCUGAGGUACUCGAACGAAACUGGCCUCCAGGUCCAGCAGACGGUCUACCUGGAACAGCUCUCCAGCUACUGGCGAGACUUUAAACACCUAUUCUCACUCGCUGUGACGCAUGCAUCACGACUGUUCAUUCCCCUCGCAUUCGAAUACAUGGGUAACAACACGACUGACCAGCGACUCCAUGGGUGGAUUAAGGACAUGGAACGUGUGCAAGACAUGCUGCACACGAAAUUAAGCAGCUGGCUAAACGACGUGCAAUCCGUCAGAGACCAGAUAGCGCACUACGAAGUAGAAGACGACAAGAACAGGACUGGGUAUUUUAUACUCAGGCGGCCGCUGUUGAAUGAAAAACUGCUCGAAUAUCAGCCAAACUUCCUUUUCUUUCGAGAGGACUUCAGUGCUCCAUGCGAGGAGCGGCAGCCGGAGGCGUCACAAAUGUUCGGCCUCGCCGAUGCACUGUAUGCCUUCUAUUAUACCGAGUGGUUUGGAACAGGAUGGAGCUUCAUGCAACGCUCCGUAGAUGCUCCCAGGCCUGUGGAUGAGGAGUGGCAGCUGGAGGACAGAAGCAAUGCUACGCUUUCCAUAGACACUGACUGCAUACAGCUGUUGGUGGACGCCUUGGACCAUCCCACGUGUCCGCUGGAAGACCUGCCACAGGAGACCACCGAGCAGCGAGAGCAGUGCCGUGUACAGCUGUCGGACGACGUGGUUCAGGGGUGGCCCCACAUACCCGUCACCAGCUACCUGGCCUACACGCAGAGGGCCAACGUCAACCUCUGUCUGCUGGCCUGGAUGACAGUCAACUCGCACAGCAUUUGUCAGGACGUCCCCUUUAGUGUGGUACAGUCUGUGCGUGAUGCUGCCUGCUAUUUCAGUACACCUGAUGACCAGUCGUGUCUGGAACCGAACGCAACACAUGCCAUCUGCUCUGUUUCCAGAGCUAUUCUGUUGAUGAAGUGUCGAGAUUUUUCAUCCCAUAAGCCUCAGAAGAUGUAUCGCGUCACACUUUACCCAAAUGGAUCGUACUCGACCGUGUUGGAAGAUAAAUUCCUACAAGGUUUCUACAGACAGUAUGGAAAGGAUUUACAAAGAGCACUGAUCGACAAAGACAGUUUAAACAGUGCCACAUUGAAAUACAAAGAUCUAAAAACCGACAGCUUAAAAGCUUUAGAAAUUUCUUUUAUAGCAGUAAAUAUUUUCUUCCGCUCUUUGACUGCAGCAGUAUAUAUGUACCUUCCCCAGCUACGCAAUUUGCCUGGCAAGAUAUUCUUGUCCUUUCAGAUCACGGGUAUAAUCCAGAUCCUGUGUUCUGAGGUCGUGUAUCGUAUGGCUGGUGUCCCCGUCCUGGCCAAUGCAGUGCUGAUAGAUAGCGCCCUCACACUCCUCUGCUGUAUCUGGCUGAACUCAUUCUGCUACCAGAUGUACGCCUGUGUCCGUCAUCUCAGGCUUCCUAGCGACCUGCUACCUGCCGAAGCAAGAAAGCUGUUCCGUCGCCAGGCGCUGUAUGCACUAAUACCCUGGGGUAUAGUAUGUACAAUAACUAUUGCUUUGGAAAAGACUAGCAAAUUUUAUUUGUUCCACAGUCGGAUAAUAUUCCUCAUCGCGAUUUUACUGUCAGUAACUUACAAUUUGGUAUGUCUUGGAUUGGUGGGCUACAUGUUCCUGCUCAAUAAGAAAUCUAUGACUCAUCUCAGAAUUUACAGCAAAGAUACAUUUGGAUCAAAGAAAGAAAUUCUUUUUUCGUCAGUUAAGACUGUCUUCUUAAGCGGGCUAGGUGUGAUUAUUAGAAUUGGGUUUCACCAGGCACAGGGUGUGGCACAGUUUGUUUACUACUUACAUAUAUCUACGAUGAUGCAGGGACCACUGUUGUUCGUUUUUUUCAUUUGCAACGGAACAACGUUCCCUACACUCAAGAACAGGAUACUAGCGUGUCUCAACCCAAACAUAAUCAUUCCAGGGGAAGAGCUGUGUUCAGCAGCCGAGAGGAAUCUAGCGAGGAGAAACAAUCAACAACCCGCGGUAGCAGAAUCCUCGUUGUAAUCUCCGUGAGUUUUUUUCUCAAACGAUCGUAUCCACUGUGGACCAUUCUAAAGCGUGUGCUCAGUUACAGAGUCCAGCAGAUGAGACAAAAUUAACUAUGACCGAUUUCACAAAACAAUUGCACCAGUUUCAUAAUUUAUUCCUUAUUUACAAUCACAUACUUAUUUCUACUUGGUAGCAUAAAAGAGUCUAGUAAUUAAUGAUAGGUAUGGAAAGUAAUGUGAAGUGAACGAAAACAUGUUAAAGGACAGUAUUACACUGGACUUGACUAACGUAAUAUUGUGAGCAGCAGUGUUGACUUGUUGAGCUAGAGAUAUGUGAAAGUACUAUAGAGGACGUUAAAAAGUUAUGUGCAGCCUGUGUGAUAACCUUCAAUAAGGAUAAUCAUUAUUUGAGAAGUGAUGUAUACAGACAGUAUUGUGGUUCGAAAGACAUGUGUCAGAAGAUAAACUGAAAGGACACAGGUUUUUCCAAAAGUACAGCACCACAGUAUUUACUGUUUAGUGUGACAGUUAGUUAGUUAUGUCUUCCAUAGAUCAAUCUCACGGUACCCGUUACGAUGUGGGACAUGUAAAGUGGAUAAGAAAUGCACACACGACUCUAUGUUAUUUUUUUUAAGCUUAAAGUUUUUAUUACCUACCCCAUUGCCUUAAAUGGCACAAAAUGCAUAUAUUAUACCUAUAGAUUUAUUUAUUCCUAUUCAAGUAUUCAUCUAUGGUAUAGAAGGAGCUGUUUAGGGGAUAUGAUUCCAGUUUAUUACUGAAACCGUUACUGCUGUUAGUGAGACAUUUUAUUUCAUCUGGUAAUUUACCGAAAAGUUCUACAGCAGCAUAUAUUACCCCUUUCCAUGCCAAAAGAUAAGUUAAGUGCAGUGUUAAGUCUUUCUUUCUUGUGGUAUUACAAUCAGGAACGUCUCUAUUGUUUCUAACUCGCCCAUAUUGUAGAGAACAAAUUUCAUUACUGAGUGAAUGUACUGUGAGGCUGUUGUAAGAAUCCCUAACCUUUUAAACAGAUUACUACAAGACCUUUUAAACAGAUGACCAGAGGAUGUGCGGCUGUGGGCCCCACACAUUAUUCUAACCACAUUCUUUUAAGCAAUGAAUACUUUUUUCAUAAGUGUGUGUUAUCUUACUAACUUCAGUAUCCUGAAAAAUUGGCAAUUAUUCUGAUUGCAAAAGUUGCUGAAUCUAGUCGCUUUAGGAGAUACAAAAUAUGAAUGUUUCAUUUAAGAUUCUCAUAUAUAUGUACACCGAAAAAAUUAGUAUGCUCUACUCUGGAUACUGGAUGCUGACUUCUGUUGAUGUAUUAUAUUUAUUGAAGGAACUGUACUCAUUGCAUCAUAAAAGUGGAUGUUCCAUGUUUUUUCAAAGUCCUGAGCAAGGCCAUUCACAGAAAAUCAAUUCGUUAAUAACUUUUCCAAAAACAUCAUUUGUAUCAUUUUCUAUUGGAGUUUCUUUUACUGGAUUAAUAAUGAUGCUUGUAUCAUCAGCAAACAGUGUCAGUUUAGCUUCUUGUUUGAGAUAAGAAGGCAGGUUAUUCACAUGUAUCAAGAACACAAGGGAGCCCAUGAUCAAACCCUGUGUAACACCUAAUGUAAUUCCCCACCAGUUAGUUGAAGUGGCAAACUGCCUUAAAUCACUUAAACUACACAAAGAAACUUUUUGCUUUCUGUUCUGCAGAUAUGACUUAAACCACUGAUAUGCUGUUCUAUUUAUACCAUAGAAUUGUAAUUUCUGUAACCAAAUGUCAUGGUUCACACAAUCAAAUUCUUGGAUAAGUCACAGAAAAUUCCUGUUGAUGACGUUUAACUAUAUUAACUUUCUAUUACGUGGGCAGCGAAAGUGUAUUUUGCUGUCUCAGUGGAACAGCAUUUUUGAAAUCUGAACUAUGGUUUACUGAGUAUUCCAUUACUGUUGCGAUGGCUAACUGCUCUUGUGUACAUUACAUUCUCGACAAUUUUUGAAAAUGCUGUAAGCAAGGAUACUGGCCGAUAAUUAUUAACAUCUUCCAUGUCCCCUUUUUUGUACAGGGGCUUGACAAUGGCAUAUUUUAACCUGUCUGGGAAAAUACCUUGAGUUAGUGAUGCAUUAUAUAUGUGACUCACAACAUCAGCUGUAGCUGGUCCAAAUUGUUGUAAUAUCUUAUUAAAGAUGUCAUGUACUCCGAGAGAGCAUUUAUUUUUCACAGAUAUGAUAUCAAUAAAAG
This is a messenger RNA of Schistocerca serialis cubense, 4833 nucleotides long. RefSeq lists its product as uncharacterized. NCBI's taxonomy places the organism in Eukaryota, Metazoa, Arthropoda, Insecta, Orthoptera, Acrididae. The transcript has 7 exons. Bases 13 to 2628 code for a protein of 871 amino acids. The record is from RefSeq and is a predicted model, not a curated record.